UUGGACAUAGAGUUCUCGCGAAAGGAAGAGCGCUGGGUUCGCUGGAAACUCGAUUUGAUCAUUCUGCCGAUUUUCCUUGUUACGCAACUGCUACAGUUUCUCGACAAGACCGCCCUGAACUACGCCAACAUAUUUGGCUACCAAAAGGCGCUCGGCCUGAAAGGACAGCAGUUCAAUUACCUCUCGGCGAUGGUCUACGCUGGAUACUUCUUCGGAACGUAUCCAGCCGGACGACUGAUCGGUCGCUACCCGGCGCAGCGUGUCAUGGCAGUGUCAUGUCUGAUCUGGGGCCUCUUGGUAGUGCUCCUCACGCAAGCUCGCACCUUCAGCAGCGCCUUGGCCGUGCGGUUCUUCCUUGGAGUAUUCGAAGCAGCAGUCACGCCAGGCCUCACGUUAAUGACGGGCUUCUACUACACCCGUCGUGAAAUACCCCUGAGACAAUGUAUCUGGUAUUCUGGG
This is a messenger RNA of Zasmidium cellare ATCC 36951, 459 nucleotides long. RefSeq lists its product as uncharacterized. The transcript is spliced from 3 exons. Gene Ontology annotation, cellular component: plasma membrane. The record is from RefSeq and is a predicted model, not a curated record. Gene Ontology annotation, molecular function: allantoate transmembrane transporter activity; dipeptide transmembrane transporter activity. The annotation marks the transcript as partial. Gene Ontology annotation, biological process: transmembrane transport; allantoate transport; dipeptide transport. Lineage: Eukaryota; Fungi; Ascomycota; Dothideomycetes; Mycosphaerellales; Mycosphaerellaceae.